Messenger RNA from Punctularia strigosozonata HHB-11173 SS5, 991 nucleotides. Its product is annotated as phosphatidylinositol synthase. The record is from RefSeq and is a predicted model, not a curated record. Gene Ontology annotation, biological process: phosphatidylinositol biosynthetic process. Gene Ontology annotation, molecular function: CDP-diacylglycerol-inositol 3-phosphatidyltransferase activity. The coding region runs from base 61 to 846 and encodes 261 amino acids. NCBI's taxonomy places the organism in Eukaryota, Fungi, Basidiomycota, Agaricomycetes, Corticiales, Punctulariaceae. The transcript has 5 exons. Gene Ontology annotation, cellular component: Golgi apparatus; membrane.
GCGAUCGACCGCCCCGCCAACUCUCCCCGGUCUUGCACUGUGACACAACGACUCCGAACGAUGAGCAAGAAUACCGAGGACGCGCGUACCAGCACUGAAGGCUCUUCGUUUGUCGAGGUCACAAAUCCCAAACAUGCGGUGGACCUUGCCACAAAGCAGUCCUACUCUGAAAAUGUCUUCCUUUUCCUACCGAAUAUCAUCGGGUAUAUGCGCGUCGUUCUGGCCGCAAUGGCGCUGUAUUACAUGAGCUAUCACCCGAAAUACUGCACAGUGGCGUACGCGCUCUCCCAAUUACUGGAUGCAGCGGACGGAUACGCUGCGCGAGCUUUGGGACAAACAUCGAGGUUCGGGGCGGUCCUUGACAUGGUGGUGGAUAGGUGCACGACGUCUGGCCUGUUGGUUUUCUUAGCGACUGCGUACCCGAAAUGGGCCUUGUUCUUCCAGUUCCUUAUCUCGCUCGACUUCGCCAGUCACUAUAUGCACAUGUAUAGUUCGCUUCUCACAGGAUCCAAGAGCCAUAAGAACAUCCAGAGCGAUGUCAGUCGCAUCCUUCGAUUCUAUUACACGAACAAGAAUGUACUCUUCGCCGUGUGUGCUGGAAAUGAAGCCUUCUAUCUCGGCCUGUACCUCCAGAAAUGGGUCCGUGGACCGCUCUUCCUCCUACCCGGCCUGGAAUGGGCCGGCCCCUGGACGUGGGCCAACCUCCUUACUUGGGUCUCAUGCCCCAUCUUCAUCUACAAGAACGUUGUCAACUUCGUUCAGCUAUGGAAGGCGUCGAAGAUCCUCGUCGGCGUGGAUCUUGCCGACAGAGCGAAGGAACGGGCGACCGCGGAGAAGAAAACAUGACAAGUCGACUUCCGACUCUCGCGUCACACCUUGGACUAUAUGCGAACCACUGCAUCUACCUCUAUAACUCGUUUUCGUCAUUAUACGUAUAUUUAACUGUAUAGAAAGACAAAUCAUAUAAUGCCAGCUAGAUGCCGGGUUUUCG